GACGAUGACAAGUUGUUGUAGACGGUCAGAUGAUGGAGAGAAUGUAGUAAAAAAAAGUUCAAAUUCUGCCAGUAUAAAGUUGUUUUCGUCGUAUUAUGAUUUGAUUUAAACGUCCGGGAGUGGUCCGUUGCCGUUAUUAAGACGAUAUCAGUUAUGGCGGUGAACGAACCUCCGUACCUCACGGUUGGAACCGAUGUCAGUGCCAGAUAUAAAGGUGCCUUUUGUGAAGCAAAAGUAAAAAAAGUUAACCGCUCUGUUAAAUGCAAGGUAAUAUUUGCAAACAAUUUGGGCACUUUAGUCCUACCGGACGAUCAGAUACGAGGCACUCUUAGAGUAAAUAUGCACGUGGAAGCUAAGCAUCCAGAGAAAAAUCAAUAUGCUCCUGCAGUCAUAGCAAAAAUAUUUGAUUAUAGUCAGUAUACUGUGGUAUUUGAUGAUGGUGAUGAAACGACACUGAGGAGAACAUCGCUUUGCUUAAAAAGUGGGCGACAUUUUGCAGAAAGUGAGACUUUGGAUCAGUUGCCAUUAACAAAUCCAGAACAUUUUGGUAUUCCAGUAAUAGGAUCAAAAAAUAAAAGAAAAAGACGAUCAAUUGCAAGUUGUUCCUCAAUGGAUGGAGACAGUAGCAGUGAAGAACUUCAUUCUAAAAGGAAAAAAGAUUUAAAGAAAGAUUAUGAAACCGAUAUUGCUAAAGUUGUGUGCGUUGACAUGGGCGACAAAAGAAAGAAAGACAAUUGGUUUCCGGCUUUAAUAGUUUCUCCAACUUCUCAAGACAUCAAAAUCAAUUCUAAAGAUUAUUAUCUCGUGAGAUCCUUCAAAGAUGGCAAACAGUUAUUUGAUGAUGGUGAUGAAACGACACUGAGGAGAACAUCGCUUUGCUUAAAAAGUGGGCGACAUUUUGCAGAAAGUGAGUUUGUUUAUUGCACUUUUUCUUUAGCGGUUGAGAAGGCAAAUCUGUAUUUGAGCAAAGACGAAAUUCCGCCGCACUGGGAUUGGGACCUGAUGAUGGGUCGUGAUGAUGAGGACAAUGAUGACCAGGAUUCUGACAUUGAGACUUCUGACGACGAACCGAGUGAAGAAAAAGAUCGUUUCGUCGCACAGCUGUAUAAAUUCAUGGAUGAAAGAGGAACACCGAUUAACAGAGCACCAACAGUUAGUGGCAGGGAUCUUAAUUUAUAUAAACUUUUUAACAUUGUUCAGCAAAUGGGUGGAUAUAAUAGGGUGACAAAUCAGAAUAAAUGGCGGACCAUAUAUACUAAAAUGGGAUUAGUAAUGACUAAUCCUGCAUGCUCAAUUCAGAUUAAAAAAGCAUACAAAAGGUAUUUACACAGUUUUGAAGAUUUCAAUCGAAAACUCGGAUGCACGAUGGUAUCUAACACCAGGUCUGGACACACACGAUAUCGAUCUGACAGAAAUAUUAUUAUGACAAGGAAAAGAGAACAAAACUUACCUCUCAUUAGAUCAAGACUAUCUAGAGGUGCAAAAGUAAGUGUGUUUAUUAUCUAUAUAUACUAGC
Messenger RNA from Centruroides sculpturatus (bark scorpion), 1516 nucleotides. RefSeq names its product AT-rich interactive domain-containing protein 4B-like. Gene Ontology annotation, molecular function: transcription cis-regulatory region binding. Lineage: Eukaryota; Metazoa; Arthropoda; Arachnida; Scorpiones; Buthidae. The coding region runs from base 154 to 1515 and encodes 453 amino acids. The transcript has 13 exons. The record is from RefSeq and is a predicted model, not a curated record. Gene Ontology annotation, biological process: regulation of transcription by RNA polymerase II. Gene Ontology annotation, cellular component: nucleus.